Microthlaspi erraticum is the source of this 1374-nucleotide messenger RNA. The record is from the annotation of a GenBank genome assembly. NCBI's taxonomy places the organism in Eukaryota, Viridiplantae, Streptophyta, Magnoliopsida, Brassicales, Brassicaceae.
AUGUCACUGGCAGGGUUCGCACUUGCUGGCGAAGGCCUCGCAAUCGGCUAUCAUGGUCGGCCAGAAAUGGCCGUUCUUCUUGAUUUUCAUGCUAGGGCUCGUCCUCCCGAGUGGUUUCCUCCUGCACCCGAGUGGGUUUCUUCCAUGACGAGGCGGGACUCAGAACCGGAGACGCAAAUCAUGAGGGGACCGGAGGCGCUUCGCCUGAAGAGAUUGCCGUCCAGGACCAUGACCUGCUCGGGAUCCAUCGGUUCGUUCAUCUCCUCGGCAUCGUCGACCCCGGGUUCGAGCGUGACGAUGGCCAUGCUUGUUUCGCCUAUGUCGAUGCUCGGCAUGCCGAUGCUUUCCACAGGUAUCACUCUGCGUAGGUCGAGGUGGAGGCGAGAGCGGCGAGCGCAUCGGCAGAGGAGUUAUCGCUUCGGGGGAUUUUUGUCAGGCGAAAGUGUCGAACUCUCGAGCCAAGACUUGAACCACUUUGAGAUAGGCGUCCAUCCUAUCGUUUUUGGCGACGUAUUCUCCGCUGAACUGGUUGGCGACGAGCUGGGAGUCGCAGUACGCUUGCAGUUUUUUGGCGCCGAUCUCCUUCGCCAGGCGCAUCCAGCGAUGAGGGCCUCGUACUCAGCUUCGUUGUUGGAUGCCGGGAAUGCCAGGCGGAACGAUUGUUCGAGGAUUUCGCCUGUCGGGGAUUCCAAUCGAAUGCCGAUCCCAGAGCCGUUCCUUGAGGAUGAACCGUCUACGUGCAGUGUCCAGCUUUCUCUUACGUUGGGGUCGGCGCCGAUCAUGUCCGGGGGGAGCUCGAUCAGGAAAUCGGCCAGGACCUGGGAUUUUUCGCACGUUCGGUUACGGUACUCGAUAUCGUACUCGCUCAACUCUACUGCCCACUUGGCGAUGCGGCCAGACUGCGUCGGGCUGUGCAAGAUCGGUCUUGCUGACAUAGAAGAUCGGCUUCUGAUCCCCUCUGUCCUCACGGAUGAGAACGCCGCUGACUGCCGAUCUGGACACCGAGAUGUACAGGUAGAGCGUCUCGCCGGGCUCGGGCUUUCGAAAGGACCGGGGGCGUGGAGAGGUAGAGCUUCAGUUCCUGGAAGGCCUCCUCGCACUUGGAGUCCCAUUCAAAGCGUUUGUUGCCUCGGAGCAGCUGGUAGAAAGGGGAGGCACUUAUCCGUCGAUCUCAAGAUGAAGCGAUUGAGCGCGGCGAUUCGGCCGGUCAGGCGUUGUACUUCGCGGGUGGUUUUUGGCGAGGGAGUUCCAGAACGCCGCUAUCUUCUUGGGGUUCGCUUCGAUACCUCUCUUCGUGACGAUGUAUCCAAGGAACUCUCCCGAGGUGACUGCGAAGGUGCACUUGGUCGGGUUCAACUUCAUCGUGCUCGUUGA